CCGUAGUAAUGAUAAACAUUGACAAGCAGCUGUUCCCUCAGUGUUAUGUUACAUAGCUCACGUGUAAGGUUUUUCUGCGUGAAGUGUCGUCGAGUGCUGUAGAAGAGACUAAUCUGUGUCACUAUUAACACAAUGGAGCCUGUUAUAAAAAUAAAUCCUGGGGCGUCGAAAUGGGACAUUCGUCAGAAAGUUUGGGACUACAUCGAAGAGAAGAAUCUGGCCAACUUCCCAAGGCCUGUUCACAACAGGAUCCCAAAUUUCAAGGGUGCAAUUCAAGCAUGCAACAAGCUUGCAGACCUGCAGGAGUUCAAGUCCAGCCAGACAGUCAAAGUAAACCCAGACAGACCCCAGCAGCAGGGGCGCUUUGUCACUCUGGAAGCACAAAAAACUUUAUUGGUCCCAACUCCUCGUCUUCGCACUGGUCUUUUCAAUAAGAUUACUCCUCCUCAGGGAGCCAGCAAAGAACAGCUACGUGUGUGCUCUUCCUCUCAGGGUGUUAGAGACUUCAGUGUGCCUGUUGACCUGGAUGCAAAGGUGAAGGUUGACCUGGUGGUGGUCGGAUCUGUGGCGGUGUCAGAGAAAGGCCUUCGGAUUGGAAAAGGAGAGGGCUACGCUGAUAUGGAGUAUGGCAUGAUGGCUUCGAUGGGAGCUGUGAAUGAGUCGACUGUGGUUGUUACCAUUGUCCAUGACUGUCAGGUUGUGGACAUUCCAGAGGAACUAAUAGAAAGUCAUGACCUGACUGUGGACUACAUCCUCACACCCACCAGAGUCAUUAAAACAAACUGCCAGUUACCCAAGCCACAGGGAAUCAUCUGGACUAAGCUGGACACAGAAAAGCUGGAGAAGAUCCCCAUCCUGAAGAAGCUGCGUGCUCUGGAGGAACAGGCUGGAAAGGAUGUAACACUAGGGGCGGUGCCUGCUGCAGCAGAGCCUGGUCUCCAGACCAGUCAACCCAAAAGGCAAACCAGACGGAGGCCAAGGCAGAACACGCAGCAGGAUGCUGAAGGGGAAUCCAAACAGGACUCCAAACAGGAGAAAAGAGCAGAGGGAGAGCAGAAAGCCAGACUGCGCCCAGCUAGAGUGAGGAAAGAAAGCAGGGGGGAUGGCAGAGGAGGCAAUGAGGGAGAGAUCAAUGAGAGAGGAAAGGGAAAAAGCAGAGGGAACGUGAAGGAGAAGGGCCUAGAGGAAAGGGGAGGUGAAGUCACGUCUCAACGUAAGCUCCCUCUGAGCGUGACUACAGUUUACCUGGGGGGAAUCCCUGCCGGCCUGCGGGUUAGUGAGCUGAAAACUGCCCUCAGAGAGAGAGAGGCCCCUCCACUGAGGCUCACCUGGCAGGGAGCUCAGCACAGGGCCUUCCUUGACUACAGUGACCCUCAGGCUGCAGAGCAGGCCCUCGAGGCUCUGCAGGGUCUCAGUGUGAAUGGUCACAGUCUGCAGGCUGAGCUGGCCAAGAGCCAACGGGGAGGCAAGAGGUCCGCACAGUCCAACAGGAGACCGAGACCAUCAACAGGUCCGAAAUCUAACACAGCACCACCAGGUAUUAAAGAUGACACGACUGAAAAGACUGAGCAGUAGUAGCAAAUGGCAAUACUUAGCCCAAGAAGUAUUCAUUGUGGAGCAACCUUAAACGCCUUAAGAAGAGUUUAGUUGUUUGUUUUUUUUUUUUAAUAUUUCUGGAUUUAUUACAAGAGGACCUCAGUUAUAUGAAACAUAGAUGUCUGAAAUGACUGCUAAUGAACAUCAUAAUAUAUGGAUAAAAUAUGUGACAGCAAUACCUGAAAAUAUCAUUGCAGCAUCAUAAAACAUUUCAUUUGGUUCAUGCCAUUUCACAAUGCUUAACCAAUACACCAGUGUGCCUUGUUUAAUUCACACACACCCCCUGGCCUGUGUAUCCCGCCUUCAUUCCUUGAAGGUGCUUUUUUUUUUUUUUUUUGAGUGAUUCUUGAGUGAAACCAUAGACUGUCUAUUUGUUAAAUUUAAGUGCUGAGUAAAUUUUAAAAAUUUAAGUUUUCAGAAUUUUUUUCCCCCCACAACUCAGAAUUACCUUCUCCAAGAAGGUCCUGUUAUCAGACCUGUUUGUCUGUUUGUUGGUUAUCUUUGAACACAUUUAACUGAGGCCAUGGGCCAAAGAAGAGCUGGUUAGUUUUUGUUGCAGGUAGCGCCACCAUGUGGCCAUUUACACACUUAUCCAAUCGAGAUAGUUCCUGACCCAUGAAGCAUAGUAGUAAAAUAAAAUAAAAAUUGGUCUAACGUUUAUGUAUUCAUAUAUAGCACAAUGUUUGACCACAAGGACUUUUCAACAAUUCAGUUUUUUUUUCACCAGCACAUACUGUGCAGUCUCAACCAAAGAGAAGACAUCUUAAUGCCAUUUUGAUCACAGCUUUUAAAUAGCCAUAAUUUCAUUGUGACACACUUGAAAAUUUGCUCGAAAAACUCAUGAUUUCAACAGGAUUAUCUAUCAGUGUGCAGCUUAUAAAGAUCUAAACCUGUGUUAUUUAUUUAUAGCCUUGUUGAAGCUCACCUCGUCGAUUUCUUCUAGUUUCUGUGUUUUCUACUUGCUUAGUUAUUUUUGAGAAUAUUUUGGAAGUAGACAUUGCAUUCAAGCAAUGAUAUUUGUACCUUUGUUGAUUUAAAAAAAAGACUUACUCGUGGCGUUCAGCCUGCUUAGGUCAGUUUGAGUAUGGUGCCAUGAGCUGUUCCAAUCUUUAUGCAUCUGUUUGUAACACGUACACAGUAACAUUCUUCACUAAAGUGUUUGACUGUA
Lates calcarifer (barramundi perch) is the source of this 2764-nucleotide messenger RNA. RefSeq names its product methenyltetrahydrofolate synthetase domain containing (gene mthfsd). The transcript is spliced from 8 exons. Bases 133 to 1575 code for a protein of 480 amino acids. The record is from RefSeq and is a predicted model, not a curated record. Lineage: Eukaryota; Metazoa; Chordata; Actinopteri; Centropomidae. Gene Ontology annotation, molecular function: RNA binding. Gene Ontology annotation, cellular component: cytoplasm.